Coffea eugenioides is the source of this 1359-nucleotide messenger RNA. RefSeq names its product zinc finger BED domain-containing protein RICESLEEPER 2-like. NCBI's taxonomy places the organism in Eukaryota, Viridiplantae, Streptophyta, Magnoliopsida, Gentianales, Rubiaceae. Gene Ontology annotation, molecular function: DNA binding. The record is from RefSeq and is a predicted model, not a curated record. The transcript has a single exon. The coding region runs from base 1 to 1359 and encodes 452 amino acids.
AUGACAGCCACGAGAGAAGCUACUGCUGAAUGGAUGCUUAUGCAUGAGCAUCCAUUUUCAAUUGUGGAGGAAGAAGGCUUCAAUUUGAUGCAAAAAAGAGGGAUGCCCGAAUGGCAAAGAAUUAAUCGGACUAUGAACAAAAAUGACUACACAUCAGUUUAUGAAAGAGAGAAGACAAAAUUGAAAAAGCAAUUAAAGAAAGUCAAGAAAAUCAGCUUGACUACAGAUUUUUGGAAGUCCAAGAAUAAAAAAAAUGAGUAUAUAGUUAUAACCGGGCAUUGGAUUGAUAGUAACUGGAGAUUGCAGAAACGGGUUCUCAACUUUGUGCACGUUCUUCCUCCACAUCGGAGCAUCCAAAUUGCGGAUACUAUUUUCAAAUGUUUAACGGAUUGGGGAAUUGUGAGCAAGGUUUAUACAAUCUCAGUCGAUAAUGCCUCAAAUAAUGACAGUGCACUGAGAUGUUUGAAGGAUACUUUCUCCCGAAACAAGUGUCUAUUAGCAAAAGGAAAGUUGUUUCAUGUGAGAUGUUGUGCUCAUAUACUGAAUUUGAUGGUUCAAGACGGAUUCAGUCAAAUCAAGGAAAUAGUUGACACAAUCAGGGACAGUGUGGAGUUUAUCAAUAAGACAUAUGGAAGAUACUUGCAAUUUGCUGAAAUUGUACACCAACUGCAGUUGCCAGAAAAAAUGCUAAUUUAUGAUUGCAAAACAAGGUGGAAUUCUACUUAUGAGAUGCUGACUUGUGUACUGAAGUUUCAAGAUGUUUUUCCAAGAUACAGAGAUAGAGAGCCAAAUUAUGAUUUCUGUCCUACCACAGAAGAUUGGAAAAAGGUUUCAAAAGUGUGCAAUAUUUUAAAAGCUUUUUGGACAGCAACUCAUGUGAUAUCUGGUAGUGAUUAUCCGACAGCAAAUUUGUAUCUAAAUGAAGUUUGUUGGAUAAAAGUACUACUAGAUAGUAAGGCUGAUGAUGAAAAUAGCUUUGUCCGGUCAAUGGUGCAAAAGAUGAAGCUAAAAUUUGAUAAGUAUUGGGGAGAAUAUAAUUUGUUAAUAUCUAUAGCAGCUAUUUUGGAUCCCAGAUACAAGAUGAGAGUCAUAAACUAUUGCUUUCCAUUGCUUUAUCCUCCACAUGAAGUGCAAAGCAAUAUAGGCAAGGUUCAACAAGCCUUGUAUGACCUCUAUGAUAAAUAUGUGGAGAUACAUGUUUCAAGCCAAAGUGGAUCAUCUUCUCAACUACUAAUCGGCAAUGAUCACCCAACCAAGAGCAGCAGUAGUGCAUCUUCAUCAGUGUCCCAUGUUUCGGGUAUGAGUUGGAUACCUACUUUGAAGAUGGUCUCUUCACAGCUGCAGAUGAUUCAACGGUAG